AUGGGGUUACAAUGGACUGGUGGAAAGGACACUGCAAUGCAGAAGGCGGGAUUGCACGGUGAUAUGAGAAGACGUAAAGCUAAAUCUUCGUCUCUUCUUGGAAUAUUUUCAAAUAUAUUACUGCCUCAUAUGUCGAGCAAAUUUGUUGUUACUUUGGUGUUUUUGCUUUCGAUUAUGGAAUGCCUUGUGUUAGUUUACUCUGAAAAUGGCGAAAAUCAGUCCAUUGCUUCAAUGUAA
Echinococcus granulosus is the source of this 237-nucleotide messenger RNA. RefSeq lists its product as hypothetical. The coding region runs from base 1 to 237 and encodes 78 amino acids. Lineage: Eukaryota; Metazoa; Platyhelminthes; Cestoda; Cyclophyllidea; Taeniidae. The transcript is spliced from 2 exons. The record is from RefSeq and is a predicted model, not a curated record.